This is a messenger RNA of Rhineura floridana, 2765 nucleotides long. It is a transcript of the gene NOCT, whose product is annotated as nocturnin. Gene Ontology annotation, molecular function: poly(A)-specific ribonuclease activity. Lineage: Eukaryota; Metazoa; Chordata; Lepidosauria; Squamata; Rhineuridae. The coding region runs from base 773 to 2092 and encodes 439 amino acids. The record is from RefSeq and is a predicted model, not a curated record. Gene Ontology annotation, biological process: circadian rhythm. The transcript has 3 exons.
GUUAAACCGAACGAGGCGGCCUUAAUCAGAGGAAAGGGCGGCUUCAAAACAGACGCGUUAGAACGCGAUAGGGAUAGGAUCCCUUGGUGUCAGCCUCUGCCACCACCUGCCCCACGACACAGCUGAGAAGGAGGCGAUUCCCUGUCAACGCCCUCGCCCCGUGAAAGAACGUUAAUCGUGACGUCAGCAAGAGCAGGAGCUUUCUGGGAACCCUGGUGCGGCUACCGCAACCGGAGUGGACCAUGCUGUGCGCGGGGGGAGCGCGCGCGCAGUGAACUAAGUCCAGCCGAGGCUUUCCCCCGUGGAAAGUCGCGUUUCCAUACCCCUGCUUCAGACGUUAGUCGACGCACGUCUGUUUAAUCGAAGAGCGUGGCUGGGAGAAAGACCUGCAGGGCUUUUUUGCGGGCGGGGAAGAAGAGGCGACUCGCACUUCCCGCACCCCCCUCGCUUGCACUUGGGAGCGGCCCGCUUGCGUCAGUGCCGGCUGGAGGCGUGAGCAGCCCUUUUGCUGCUUGAGUUCCCGUCCGCUGCAGUGAGCGCUGCCCGCGUGGUUGUGCUGAACAGACUAGCGAGCUCUCAUCCUCCUGGGAUUUCCCUUCCAGUAACUGCUACGGCUCUUUUUCCAAGGCGAGUGUCUCUUCUCCGGCUCCGUCAGGCAAGAAGAAGCCGGCGAGGCUACGCAGCAGGUCAGCUCGGCUUUUUCGUCUUCCCGGGGAGGCUUUCCCCCGGUUCUUCCGUCGUCCUCGUCUGGUCUACCGAAGGUAGCGUUAUUAUGUAUCAGAGCCCUGCCCGCUCCCUGUGUUCGGCCCUCUCUAACCUCUGCUGUGCUCCUUCCUCCGCCACCUCCUCGACCCGGCUGCUUCGAUCUCCGGCCCCGGUGAAGAGAGCCCUCUCUCCGCCUGCCCUCCUGGCCUCUUCCUCCGCCGCUGCCCCCCAUUGCGGUUGUUCUGCAGCUGUCAGUUCCGGGGCGGCGAAUUCUCAAGCAGUGUAUUCCAUGGGCAACAGUACAAGCAGGCUAUAUAGCACUCUUGCAAAGACGUGGAGUACUGGUGUCGUCUCCAAACAUCAGGAAUAUCUGGAACAGACAGAUCCUGACCUCCUGGAUCCCAUAGAUCCCAAGGAUCUGCUUGAAGAAUGCCAGAUUGUUCUUCAGAAACGCCCUGCCCGGCUCCAAAGAGACUUUGUGAACCUAAGGACCAGCUUUGCCAGAAACCACCAACCCAUUAGGGUCAUGCAGUGGAACAUACUUGCACAAGCUCUCGGGGAAGGCAAGGACAACUUUGUUCAGUGCCCAAUGGAAGCUCUGAGGUGGGAAGAAAGGAAAUGCCUCAUUCUAGAAGAGAUCCUUGCGUAUCAGCCGGACAUCAUGUGCCUACAAGAAGUGGACCACUACUUUGAUACCUUUCAGCCACUACUCAGUCGGCUGGGCUACCAAUGUACUUUCUUCCCUAAGCCAUGGUCUCCCUGUCUAGAUGUGGAGUGUAACAAUGGGCCUGAUGGCUGUGCCUUGUUCUUUCUUAAGGACAGAUUUACUCUCAUUAACAGCACCAACAUCAGGCUGACUGCAAUGAAGCUAAAAACCAACCAAGUUGCCAUUGCUCAGACCUUGAAAUGUCACGAAACUGGCAAACUAUUCUGCAUUGCUGUUACACAUUUGAAAGCUCGCAACGGCUGGGAGAGAUUUAGGUCUGCACAAGGGUCCGAUCUUCUUGAGAACCUGAAAAGGAUCACCCAAGAAGCAGAGAUCCCACUCAUUGUCUGUGGCGAUUUCAACGCUGAGCCCACUGAAGAGGUGUACGAGGAAUUCUCAAACUCCAGCCUGAACUUAAACAGUGCUUAUAAGCUGCUGAGUACUGAUGGACUGUCAGAACCUUCAUACACAACAUGGAAGAUCCGUCCCUCUGGAGAGUGCAAGCACACACUGGAUUACAUUUGGUAUUCACAACAUGCCUUAAAAGCAAAUGCUGCUCUCAGUCUCCUGACUGAGGAACAAAUUGGACCCAACAGGCUACCAUCUUUCAAUUACCCCUCAGACCAUCUGUCUUUAGUAUGUGACUUCACAUUUAAUGAAGAUCCCGACAGGCUUUUAUAGAGAGGUGGAAAUAGUUGGAUGUAUGAGUGUGGGCUUUUAAAAAAAUAUAUACAGUGUUUAUGCAGUGGCCUUUUAAAAUGGGCUCCUGAAGACUUUGGGAGAUUAUGAAUGGAGAACUAAUGGUUUUAUUUUCAACUAUAUCCUUGGAAGAUACUUGUCAUUGAACACCUUAUUGUGACAGUAAAAAACAAAACCUGACUAGUUAUUUGAGGCAUGCUUCAUCUUUUUGCCAUCUCCGGGUUUGAAGACGUUCUGCUCUUAUUUCCUGUGUUGGGAGGACCAAUUUGAUAACAAAUGAUACAGAUCUUCAUUCUAAGACCUUGAGGUCAUUUACCUAGAGCAGUGCCCCAUACACAGUGGCAGCUUGUGGCUCUAUGUCAGUGAAAUCCACUUUGGGUUUUAGUCCAAACUUUCAAGAUGUCCAAGGUGCUUUACUUCCACUGACAUGGAGCCACCAGCUGCCACUGCCUGUUCAUACUUAGCACGGUUACCCUGUAUGCAAACACUGUGGGCCAAAAGGGUAGAAUGCACAAUAGGGUAGUUUUUCCAUACUGCAGUGAACAUUGUGCUGAAUGACCAAAUUUUGGUAGUGUAACACCUUUUAUUUUGGAUUUGUAAAGGACUAUAUAACACAAAUGUAAGUUAAUUAAAAUAUUCCAGAACUUGCACUGAA